This is a messenger RNA of Anolis carolinensis (green anole), 4712 nucleotides long. Its product is annotated as zinc finger protein 483-like. The record is from RefSeq and is a predicted model, not a curated record. The coding region runs from base 550 to 1296 and encodes 248 amino acids. Lineage: Eukaryota; Metazoa; Chordata; Lepidosauria; Squamata; Anolidae. The transcript has a single exon.
UAGAUGUGGGCGAAACGUCAGGAGAGAAUGCUUCUGGAACAUGGCCACACAGCCCGAAAGACAUACAAUAACCCUGUGAUCCCGGCCAUGAAAGCCUUCGACAACACAUUAAAUAUUGAUUGUUAUUUCUUUUAUUAUUUAUAGAGUAUCAUCAAUGUAUCUGGCACUGGUAAAAUAUGUCUUUAUUUAUUAACAUACUUGUAUUCCAUCCUAUACCAAAAGAUUUUGGAAUAGAUUAUAUGUUUGGUGUCCUGUGUCCCCCUCUUCCUGGUCCGGCUUCUCCUCCAAAAGCGGCUUCUUGGGAAACUUGUGCCUUUUGCUUUUCUUUCCCAGAGGUUUUUGGAGGAAAAGGAGAAACCUCUGAGGCGGAGUUCCUGGGUUUAGAGGGAAGAAACUGAAGGAAUUAAGUCUUCUACGCAGAAAGCUCCAUGCGGAUGUUUAGACUGCUGCGGUAGAGUCUAUAAUUUCCCACCGUUUUAGGUAGUAUUGUCCGAGGAUGAAAAUGGAGACCCCAAAAAACCUUACAAGUCUUAUACCAGGGCAGGUGUCAUGGGAAGUGAGAGGGAGCUGCCAUGUUGGAACGACGGAGGCAUUCCUUCAAAGGAGACCUACAGAUGUGGAACAGGAACCCGACAAAGACUCACUUCAGCAGUGGGAAACCAAAUUGCAGGAGUUCCUGAAGAGUGUGGAAGGCCCUCACCCAAACAGGGAGGCCCCUCAGUUGAGGGAGGAGCCGUGGGCGACGCCAAAGCCUUCCUGGCCUCCUUUGAGCAAGUGGCCCAAGCCUGCCGGUGGCCCAAGGAAGAGUGGGUGCCCCGGCUCCUGCCAGCAUUGAGUGGCGAGGCCAAGCGGGCCUUCACCGGCCUGGAGGCCGAAGGCAGGGAGGAUUAUGGGAAAGUGAAGGCCGCCAUCUUGCACGGAGAUGCCAUGCGGAGGGAGCAACAGCGACAGUGUUUCCGGCGGUUCUGCUACAGGGAGGCUGAGGGGCCAAAAGGAGCAUACAGCCAGCUUCAGGAGCUGUGUUGCAAGUGGCUGAAACCUGAAAGGCAUUCGAAGGAGCAGAUCCUGGAGCUGCUGGUCUUGGAGCAGUUCUUGGCCAUCCUGCCUCCAGAGAUAUCGGCCUGGGUCAAGGAAUGUGGUCUAGAGACUUGCUCCCAGGCCGUGGCCUUGGCAGAGGACUUCCUCCAGAAGCAGCGAGAGUCCAGGCCUCAGGCGAACCAGAUGUCAUUAGAGGAAGAGGAGACGGUGGGUUCCCCUGAAGUUGGCCAAGCCCUGCCUGAGAUUGAGCAGAAAUAGCUUAGUGUGGAGAUCAAACAGGAAGAUGAUGGCGGGGAUGCUGGACUUUUGGAUGAGCCGGGCCAAUGGCAGAUGGAUGAAGAGUGUUUGUGUGAACUAAUUGAAAAAACAAAUUCCUAUAAAUGCUGCAUAUAUCAUGUUUCAGUACUAGGAUCAUCAACUUAGUACUUAAAUCGGGCUUGGCUUGGAUUGGGGCUGCUCACUUCUCUUGUCAGUGCUCAACUUUUGACACUUCCUCCUGGGCUUUAGUGAGGACCUUUUUUGUUUUGUUUUCAUACUUUAUUUUUAUUUAUUUAUUUAUUUUUUAGAGACCUCUCUUAAUUUUUUCGCUGUCUCAUGUUUAUCACUGAUGAAUGAGUUUAGCAAAAUAUACUAUUUAAUUGAUGAAUCUCACAAUAAUUCUAAUUGGUUUUUAAUUUUUUAAUGCUUAAUAUUUAUUUAUAUCAUAUUUCUGGAUGUCAUUAUGCUUUGUGUGAUUUUUGUCUCGUAUUUUAUGUUACGCGUGCUUUGAUUUGUAUUGUAUUAUAUUUAUAUACUAUGUAUUUGCAAUGUGGCACUCAAGUGGCCAAACUGUAAGCUGCUCUGAGUCCCCUUUGGGGUGAGAAGAGCAGGGUAGAAAUAUAGUAAGUAAAUAUUCCUGUUGUGGUUGUUAUCAAAAGAAGCUGCGUCAGCCCAAGAAAGCCAACAAGGCCAGAUAAAUAUACAGUACUUUUUUUUCUCUGCCUGAAGUGACAAAAUUUUCACCCCACAGGUCCAGACAUACAUAGUGUCCUCUGACACACCUUUGGGGAUAGCCAGGUUUAGAAAAUCUAGGACAACUUGUGUGCUUCUCUCCCACCAAGGCAGAGUUAUAUGAUAAACUCUCAGCUCUACCCUCUAUAUACUUUGUUCUGCCUUAUAAUAAAGCUUGACAUGUCACCAUCAUGUUGAAGAUAAUAUAAAUUGGGUUGUUGUGCAUUUUCCAGGCUGUAUGACAGUUUUAGAAGCAUUCUAUAAACCUCCCUUGCUUAGUUUUUCCAAUAUACCUCACAACCUCUGAGGAUGCUUGACAUAGAUGUGGGUGAAACAUCAGGAGAAAAUGCUUCUGGAACAUGGCAAUACAGCCCGGAAAAUGCACAACAACUCAAUGAUUCUGGCCAUGAAAGCCUUCAACAACAUAUAAUGUAAAUUGUCCAUAUAAACAAGAUGAUAUACAAUGGAUUCCUCAGAAUCAAAACAAAGUUUGAAUUUUUGAAUUGUAGCUGGUGUAGAUUCCUAGCCAUUCUUGGGAGUAGAAAUCAGGAUCUAAAUGUUAUGCCUGCACAAAAUCUGAUAACUUCAAAAAACAAACAACAACACAUGUAUGAAAAAAAGUUGAGAGAUAAUUUUAAAAUAAGACAUGAAGGAUUAAAGCAGAUUUAUAUACACUGAGGAUAAACUACUGUUGUUUUUGUUUUUAUUAGUUUACUUUUAAAACUGCCUAAGUUGACUGUGGUGCCCCGGUGGUGAAGUGUAUUAAAGCACUGAGCUGCUGAACUUGCAGACCGAAAGGUCGCAGGUUCAAUUCCCGGGAGCGGAGUGAGCGCCCGCUGUUAGUUCCAGCUUCUGCCAACCUAGCAGUUCGAAAACAUGCCAAUGUGAGUAGAUCAAUAGGUACCGCUCCGGCGGGAAGGUAAUGGCGCUCCAUGCAGUCAUGCUGGCCACAUGACCUUGGAGGUGUUUACGGACAAUGCCGGCUCUUCGGCUUAGAAACGGAGAUGAGCACCAACCCCCAGAGUCAGACAUGACUGGACUUAACGUCAGGGGAAACCUUUACCUAGGUUGACUCUUGGUUUCUCUGAGCACCUGAAUAGAUUUCUUUUGUAAGCCAUACAGCAUGAAUAUCAGUCCCAUGUUUGAACACUCAGAUAAUUGGCUUAUCACCUGGCAAGGAAUUAAGAGAAAGUGUAUUGUGUGCCUUUUGAUUUUGUCUGUUUCCUUAGUAUGCUUUAACUUGGUUUUGCUUAUUAUAGACAUUUUUUCUCAAGUUUGACAAGUCUGAAAAAGACCUCUCAUCUCCAAUGGUUUUAAGUUUUAAAGCAAGAGAGAGAGAAAGAUAGGGAGCACCUCUGUAGAAUCAAGCUUUGACACUCAAGGACUCUAAAGGAGAGACAGCAGGUGUAUAUUUAAGCAUUCUCAGAACUUUCAAUCAAGCAUUUAAAGAGCUGAACACAAAGGGAUUAAGGAUAUUAGCUUUCUUGAAAGUACCUAAUUGAAUCCAGCUAUUCAUAUUAUUUCUAAGAACUAAAUAAAGCUUUUCUAAUGAGCAUUCAUGUUGUGUAAUAAUAGGAAAGAUUCUGUGGAGAAUGAGGAAUGCAGGAAAACAAGUACCUUUCUAAAAUGCAGCAUUUAUUUGUGUGUGGGAGACCCCCACCACCAUACAUCUUUUGGUAUAUUUUAAUUUUCUGCAAUAUGUUUUCGUUCUUGUUAAAUAAAGACUUGCUAUCAAAUAACUAUUGCCCACUGCCUCUGACUUUUAUCUAAAGGGUUAAGAUUGUCCACUCCUGUUGGACCUGUCUGCUAGACACCAAAGAUCCUGUCUGCCAUUAACUUUUCCAGAAAUACAUUCUUUCUUCUAAAUUGGGUUGUUUAGAAUCAAACAAAACCUAGAUAUCUUCAGAAAAUAAACUCACACACUCACACUUUUUACAUGUGAAUUGUUGUCAUGUAACAAAAAGGUUUGAAGGCAACAAUGUUUGUGCCACAGGCCCCUCUAUCAUGCAGAUCUGGAGAUAAGACAUGCUAAUUUUUGAGACUUUAGGAAUUUUGGUGUGGGGGGCAUUUCUUAGAGAUUAAUGAGGAAUCAGUAUAAUACAAACCUGUUUUCCAGUGGUCUUGCUGAUACCAUGCUCUGAAUUGACCAUUCUCUCAUGUUUACUGACUAUUUAAAGAUGGAAGACUACUGCAGGCUAAAAUGGUCAUUCAAAAUUCUGCACUUAACAAUAUCUACAGAAGUUAACUAGAGAGAAAGAAAGGGGAGUUAAUCAACUAAGAAGAAUAUGUAUGUGUGAAUAAGUUAAUUCGUAAAGGUUAUUUUUUUUGGCACUACAUCUUUCCAAAUACUUAGUCUGCUGACUGGGUGUCCUUCAAAUUGUACUAAAAUGGGAGUUGUUCUGUAGUACAAGGGAUGGAGGAUUCUUUGCUAUUUGUCAAUUAAUCUGUAUCUAUCCCAAGUUUCUCUGGGUUGUUUUCCAGUUUCCAGGGCAUCCAAUCCAUGAACAACAAUAUUGCCCAGACAGACUGAUGAUAGCAACACUCCUCUUAAUUAUUCUUAAGGAUUGGAACUUCAUACUGGAGGUUCAUACUGGCAACAAAAGCAUGCGGCUUUAUAUUUUUUUUCUUUGCUGUUUUUGAUGUUGCUAUGUACCUUCAAAUCUUUUUUUGAUUCAUGGCAACUC